Meloidogyne enterolobii is the source of this 828-nucleotide messenger RNA. The record is from the annotation of a GenBank genome assembly. NCBI's taxonomy places the organism in Eukaryota, Metazoa, Nematoda, Chromadorea, Rhabditida, Meloidogynidae.
UUUCUAAUGGAAGAGAAAUUGAAGCAAUUAUUGACCGACAAACCGGCUGUUGAGGACAAGGAUAUUUCUACCUUGUUUAAGAUCUUUCAAAUUGAACCUUCAACUUCUCAACGUUCAAUUUGUUUACAACUUGAAUCUGCAAAAGAUGUAAAAGGAACAGUUCAAUUAAUUUGCUCAAAUGCUACGGGAGACCAUUUUUUCGUUGAUUUAUUAAUUGCACAAUUCUCAAAUAGAAAUAAUUCUGAAUUUGUUUCGUUUGUUUCCAAAACUGCAAACAAACCAUCGAUGAGAGCAGUAUGUCAACGGAUAAGUUCAAUUAUGGAAAAAUGCAGGGACCAAGUGUCUUUCCGUGAUGAAAAAAUUGGAAAAAGUCUGAGUUCGUUCUUCUCUUACCUCCAUUCACUCAUUCAAAAGCCUGAAUAUGCUCCUCUCAGCAAUGUAAUGAUUCUUAUUUAUGUACAUUUGGUUACUGAUAAUGCUGAAGAUUUGUCAAUAUUGCUCUCUAAUAUACUUGGACAUAAGGUCCCAAAAACUCUCUCAAAACAACCUUUUGUCAAAGAACUUUAUAUUGCAAACGCAAUAAAUCAACAAGAUGUUGCACAAAAAGCAGCUAAUAUAAACAUAACAAAACGUUUGAAUGCAACAAUGUCUGGAUACUUGCCUGUACAUUGUAUUUGUGCGAUGCUACAUUGGCGUUCUUUUUCGAAAUAUAGUACCUCAAUAAAUGUAACUUCUAGAAUUUUAAAAAUUAAAAUGACUAGGUUUGGGGGUUUCUUCCUUAACCUUAUUAUCCCUACAAACGAGCACAAAACUUUGCGAUUUUUUUGA